CGCCUCCUCUCUCCAUCGCUUCACGCCGAACCAGAACCAUUCAUCUCUCCCCUUCUCCAGGCUUCACAUCCGGGUCAUCCGCCAGGAUCUGUCUCCUGCGUCUGUGUCUGACACAGUCAGGAUCGCUCCGUCCGCCGCCGCCGCGCUGUUCUGCAGCUCUCCUCCCGAUCGCGCGGCUCUCCAAGCGGACACUGCGCUCAGCGAACACCGAUGGAGCCCGGAGCGCCGUGAGCCGCAGCCGGGGGUCGCACACACAAAGCCGGGGAUGAAACGGUGAGGAGAGGCUUCGUGUACGGGCUAGCCCGAGGUGAUUAACUCGCCCCGAACCAUGUCGAAGAGCCUGAAGAAGAAAAACCACUGGACCAACAAAGUCCACGAAGCGGUGAUCACCCGUGGGAAGGACGGGGAAGUGGGCUUCGAGCUGAAGGGGGGCGCGGAAAACGGCCAGUUCCCCUACUUCGGUGAGGUGAAGCAGGGGAAGGGACUGAUCCAGAGCGGAAAACUGGCCCAGGAUGAGCUGCUGCUGGAGGUCAACGACAUGCCAGUGGCCGGGCUCACCACCCGGGACGUGCUGGCCGUGAUUAAGCACUGCAAGGACCCGGUCCGCUUCAAAUGUGUCAAACAAGGUGGGGUAGUCGACAAAGAUUUGCGGCACUACCUCAACCUACGCUUCUCCAAGGGCUCAGUGGACCACGACCACCAGCAGAUCAUCAGAGACAACCUCUACCUCCGCACUGUUCCCUGUACCACCAGGCAGCCUAAAGAGGGGGAGGUGCCAGGGGUGGACUACAAUUUCGUGAGCGUGGAGCGUUUUAUGGAAUUGGAGCAAAGUGGAGCCCUGCUAGAGAGUGGAACCUAUGAAGACAACUUCUACGGGACACCGAAACCUCCAGCGGAGCCGUCCCCGGCAGCCCCUCCUCUGAAUGUGAGUGAGGCCUUGCUUCCUGGAGCCCGGCCGAGUGCCCAGGGCAAAAGAAAGAGGAAUCAGUCGGUUAGCAACAUGGAGCAGCGUGCCAGCCUGGAACCUCCUGAAGAGGAGGAGGAGGAGAGCCCAGUUGUCAAUGGCAACGGGGUGGCCAUCACACCAGAGUCCAGUGAACAUGAGGACAAGAGCACAGAUGCCUCUGGGGAGGUUGCAGCGGAAGGGUCCAGCCAGGCCCCAGCAUCAUCGGAGCCUCCGACUGAAGGAGAAGAGGCCCCAAAAUCCCCAAUCAGAUCCCCCUCCAAAGUCCCUGAUGCAGAUGAGGAAGAGCUGGGUCCUCUGCCUGACAACUGGGAGAUGGCCUACACAGAGAAGGGAGAAGUUUACUUUAUAGAUCACAACACCAAAACUACAUCAUGGCUCGAUCCACGUCUUGCGAAGAAAGCGAAGCCACCCGAGGAGUGCAGAGAGGACGAGCUGCCCUAUGGCUGGGAGAAGAUAGACGACCCCAUCUACGGCAGCUACUACGUCGAUCACAUCAAUCGAAGGACUCAGUUUGAAAAUCCAGUCCUGGAAGCCAAGAGACGUCUGGAGCAGCAGAGACAGAUGCAGAGCCAAGGACUCUCUGCUCUGCCUUUACCCACAAUAUACAGAGAAAAGCCGUUGUUUACAAGGGACCCAACCCAGCUGAAAGGAAACUUCCUGUCCACGGCCUUGCAGAAGAGUAACAUGGGAUUUGGCUUCACGAUUAUCGGAGGCGAUGAGCCCGAUGAGUUCCUGCAAGUGAAGAGUGUUAUACCGGAUGGUCCAGCUGCUCAGGACGGGAAAAUGGACACAGGGGAUGUCAUUGUCUACAUUAAUGACAUCUGUGUGCUCGGCACUACUCACGCUGAUGUUGUGAAGCUCUUUCAGUCCGUACCGAUUGGUCAGAGUGUUACUCUCGUGCUCUGUCGAGGAUAUCCGCUGCCCUUUGAUCCUGAGGACCCAAACGCCGCAGCAAGCGCCUCACUCACGCCCAUCGGGCUGGAGCACCGCCCGCUGGUGGUGAACGGGCGCAGCAGCUAUGACCCCUACCUAGAGUAUCUGUCACUGAGCUCCCAGCUUCCUCCUCAGGCUCUGGCGCAGGCCGGAGCCUCUCACCCUGGGGACACCCAUCUGGAUGGCUCGUCGCUGCCACCCACCACGCCCGGCUCGGCAUCAGCACACACACCACGUGAUGAUAACGUGUCCAUGGCCUCCUCUGGGACGGCAGGUGUUGCCGGGGCAACAGGACAAGGAGCAGAGCUGCUGACUGUCACGAUGGUGAAAGGUGCAGAAGGUUUCGGAUUCACAAUCGCCGAUAGUCCUACUGGUCAGCGCGUUAAACAGGUGUUGGAACCAGGCUCACAAGGAGCAUCAGGACUGAUUGAAGGAGACCUGAUUCUGGAGGUGAACCAGCAGCCGGUGGCUGCAGCAGGACAUGGACGUGUGGUGGAGAUGCUCAAAGAGUGUCCAGUGGGAGCAGAAGCCACACUUCUCAUACAGAGAGCAGGAACAGGUCACAUCUCUCCAUGGAAGGCUUCAAAACAGUGGGACCCUCAGGGCAGCCCUCAGACGAAUCUUUCCGGUCCGGUCCUGCCGCCUGGCACGCCCUUCCCAAACCAGCCACAGCAUCGCACAUCUGUACCCGACUCCACAGAAGGCUUUGACCUGAACAAACCCGACCCUUAUGACCUGUAUGAGAAGUCAAGGGCAAUCUAUGAGAGCAGACGUCCUGAAUAUGAGGAGGUGGAGGUCCACCUGCUGAGAGAGAAAACAGGCUUCGGCUUCCGCAUCCUGGGGGGAGAUGAGGCCGUGCAGGCUGUGAGUCCGGACGCCCGUGACAAGAUUGUUAUUGGCGCUAUAAUAGAGAACACUCCUGCUGAGCGCGACGGCCGGCUUCGACCCGGGGACGAGCUAAUUUCAGUGGAUAAAAACGUGGUUGCUGGGAAACCGCACAAAUACGUCAUUGACUUGAUGCACGCAGCCGCCCGCAAUGGUCAAGUCAGCCUGACUGUGAGGAGAAGAGUGCAGAUGCCUGGCGAGCCUUGUCCAGUAAAUGGUCGCAGUCCUGGUUCGGUGUCAACGCAGCACAGCUCUCCUCGCAGCGAUGCAGCCUCCGCACCGGUCCCCAUACCUGCAAAUGCCCCCGCUACCACCUCACAACCGGAGGGAUCGGCUCUGCAAACCAGCGACGUUGUUAUAAAUCGCAAGGAGAACGAGGGCUUUGGCUUUGUAAUAAUCAGCUCCUUGAACAGACCAGAGAAUACCACAGUUAUCACUGUGCCUCACAAAAUUGGACGCAUCAUUGAAGGAAGCCCUGCGGACAGAUGUGGAAAGCUAAAGGUGGGGGACCGAAUUCUGGCUGUGAAUGGACAGUCUAUCAUCAGCAUGCCUCACGCUGAUAUUGUCAAGCUCAUCAAAGACGCUGGACUAACAGUGACACUGCACAUCAUACCAGAAGAAAGUUCCCAGUCUGGACCCAACUCAGAGAAGCAGAGCCCCAUGACCCAGAAACACAGUCCACAGACCCAGCCUAGUCCUGUAGCCCAGCCAAGCCAAGGAGGCGCCCAGUCAAGCCAAAUGGCUGCUCAGUCUGGCCAAACGACGGCUCAGCCGGGUCAAGCAGCAGUCCAGCCUGGCCAGACAGCAGCUCAUACUAACCAAACAGUGGGUGGACCUCCUGCACCAGCAGCCUCCCAGCCUGCACCAGCAGGAACCCAGCAGAGCCCAAUCACUCAGCCCUCUGGCCUUCCUCCGCACCUAUACCUCCAUGACGGCAGGAAUUCUUACCCACCGUUAUCCUGGUCAGAGGUAAAAGCAAGACAGGAUGUCAAACCAGAUUUCCGUCACCCUCCAUUUACUGACUAUCGGCAGCCUCCUGUUGACUACCGUCACCCUCCGGUGACUGAUUACCGCCAGCCUCCAACGUUGGACUACCGACACCCGCCUGGCCUUCUGGACUUCAGGCAGCAUCCUGCAGCAGCACAGUUUCCUUUGGGAAUCCCUGCUGAUUUCCGACUACAGGACUAUGAUUAUUUUACAGUGGAGCUGGAGAAAAGUGCAAAGGGUUUCGGCUUUAGUAUUCGUGGGGGCAGGGAGUACAGCAUGGACCUGUUUGUGCUGCGGCUUGCAGAGGAUGGUCCUGCAAUACGAAACGGAAGGAUGAGGGUGGGGGAUCAAAUCAUAGAGAUUAACGGAGACAGCACCCGGGACAUGACUCAUGCGCGUGCGAUUGAACUCAUAAAGGCGGGAGGCAGACGGGUCAGGCUGCUGCUGAAGAGGGGCACGGGACAGGUCCCUGAAUAUGACUGUGCCAGCCCCUGGGAUUCCCUUUCUACAGCCCACUCUGCCCUGCAGGAAGUGACCCUGGAACCCCUUCUGAAUCCAUUACUUACCUCCCAUCCAGCUCCAUCCCCAGACUCUCCUCAUCGCCUCCAUCUAGAGGCCAAAGUGUGCAUGGCAGAAAAAGCUCCACUGCUGACAGACCACAGCUCCAUCAGAAGGGCAAUAGGUGGCAGGUCCACUGAGCAGAAGUGUGUCAACAUGGGGCAGGGAGCCCUUCAGGGGUCUGGAGAGGUGAACCGUGCACAUGGAGAUAAGCCGCCGCGGGCUUUGUCUCACAAAGCUGUGGUGGGAAGGUCUAUUGAGAGGCAGGAGAGCUGCUCGCCUUGUAGUGAGAGGAAGGGCAGACAAACACAUGCAGCAGGCAUCGUUUCACCUUGGGACCCAUAUGUCACAGUGAAUCUGAACGGAGCCUCUCUGGGAGGAGGAGACGGACCUGUCAGCCUCCAGGAAAGGCUGAUGUCCAGGAAUCUGCCUCCCAGAGAAGACGAGAAUGCCAGUGGCCUCAGUAGGGUUUGCUGCCCUUCUAAAACCAUCGAAGGUCCUCCAGCCAGGAGCGCAGCCGCCUCCCCGGGGCCCUGGAAAAUCCCUGGGCCUGACAAGCUGCCUGGCACCCUGAGGUCCUGCACCUCCACGGUGAGCAGGUAGAAUGGAUCCUCACAGUGUUUCGCUCCGUAUUCAGUUUCCUUCACCAGGAAUCCAUACUCCUCUAACCUCACCAUCCUGAUUUCCUCCCCACCUCUUUAUGAAGUCUGUUUAUACAUGUAUUUUUAUUCAAACAAGAAGAUUAUUACACCCACUACCUUAAGGACUGAAGAAACUUUAAAACCUGAUGGAGGACACUUACACCUAAUCAAAUCACAUAUUGAAGUGAUGAGCCUCAUACCUUUACCAACUCAACUGAAGGUAUACAGCAGGGAAAGCUAGUAGUGAACACAUUGGCAUUUUAAUUUAGUAAGCAUAUUUCUCAUUCAAACCAGAUAAGCUUAACAAUAAAUAUAAAAGAAUCAACAGAGAGGAAUAUAUAAGUUGUAUGUAAAAAAGUGAAAUGCACAGGAAAUAAGUCUGAUCAUGGUUCUUAAAAUUGUGUUAAUGACAUCUUGAGAACAUAACUUAUUACUAGGCCUCUUUUAUGCUCUGCUCUUCAGUUCUUUCCAUACAUUUUCAGUUGCCUUCAAAUCAGAUGACUGACUGGGCCUUUAUAGGACCUUUAUUUCUUUUAUAUUAGCUUACAGUUUCCUUUGACAAGUCUGCAAUCAGUGUUUGAUCCAUGAAUUUCCUGCUAUGUUUAAGUAGUCAUCCUUCCCUCAGUUAUAUAAAGGCGUGCAAGUGUCACAUGCUAUGAUGUUUCUACCUCCAAACUUCAAUUUAACUUGCUAUAAUGCAAAUUGGGACGACAUGCAAACAGAAGAUCAGGCUGUUUCCCACCAGUAUUUAGUUUGCUAAUUUAGAUGUUGUGUAGCAAGCUUUUAUUAAUUAGCUUAGUAUUCUGCAUGCAACUUUCCUAAGAUCAUUGACAUUAAGGACAAUAAUCCUCUCAUAAAAACAAGGUAUUUUCUAAGCUCUCUUUGAAUUCUUUUUGAUUUUGCACAAUCUUACUGAUAAUUCCUUUUUCCAUUUCCGAUUCAAUACUGAUAUUUGAGCUUUGAGUAUUGACUGGUGCUGCUAUAGAACCGAUACAAUAUCAGCAGGAAUUAACAUACUUUUGUUGCUUAUUUUGUUGGGUGAAAUGUUAGAAGAAACUUAAGUUAAUUAAUUCAAAUGGAGAACACUAGUCAACAACAGGCAUAAGAACAACUAACCCAUUUAAAUUGAACCAAAGGGUAAUUAAGCCAUAAACAGAAGUGGAGUGUUUCUAUCGAACUCCUUAUUUCAGAGAUUUGAGAUGAAGGCUGAAAUAUACAUUCCAAUUGUGAGGUUUUUGGCUGAAAUCAAACUGAUUUCCAAUAUACAGAGGGGGCAUGCCUAGAAAUUAGGUUCUUUUAUUUUGAAAAUUGCUUCAAUGAUACGAACUGGAACAAUCAGAAGUACCGUUUGUAAUUAAUGCUGUCAGAUAACUUUUGCAGCAAUAAGUUUGUAAAAGUGCAGAAAGAUCUUUGCAGAUGCUUUUGUGCUGUACCUUUUUAACAAAGAACUAUAGUCUAGACUAUGUUAGGACUAACCCAGCUUAUACCAGCUUAUACCUUGUAUGGGAGCAGCGUCUAUUUAAAAAAAAAAAAAACUGACAGAUUAAACCCCUUUUUUUCCUUAUCUCCCCACCUUAUUACACAUAUUCUACUCUAUGCACUAAUUAGUGUGAUGGUACUUACACAUAAUUGGAUU
Messenger RNA from Cyprinodon variegatus (sheepshead minnow), 6607 nucleotides. It is a transcript of the gene magi2, whose product is annotated as membrane associated guanylate kinase, WW and PDZ domain containing 2. Gene Ontology annotation, biological process: signal transduction; receptor clustering. Gene Ontology annotation, cellular component: dendrite; cytoplasm. Gene Ontology annotation, molecular function: type II activin receptor binding; signaling receptor complex adaptor activity; beta-1 adrenergic receptor binding. Lineage: Eukaryota; Metazoa; Chordata; Actinopteri; Cyprinodontiformes; Cyprinodontidae. Bases 329 to 4933 code for a protein of 1534 amino acids. The transcript is spliced from 23 exons. The record is from RefSeq and is a predicted model, not a curated record.